Musca domestica (house fly) is the source of this 1773-nucleotide messenger RNA. RefSeq lists its product as uncharacterized. The transcript is spliced from 5 exons. The record is from RefSeq and is a predicted model, not a curated record. The coding region runs from base 415 to 1773 and encodes 452 amino acids. Lineage: Eukaryota; Metazoa; Arthropoda; Insecta; Diptera; Muscidae.
AAGAGCACAAAUUUAUUGAUGAGAAUUGAUAGAAAACAUUCCAGUUAGGAAUAAUAUGAAUUUUGGUAGUGAUACGUCAAGUAGUUUUGCCUGUACGAGGGUUCAAAUCUGAUAGUUUUUGGCAAUCGGCAUUUUUCUAUUUUUUUCGGAAAAUUGACACUUUUUUCAUAUGUUCAAAAAUUUGAAUAUUAAAAGUAACGGUUAUAAAAAAAGUGUUUAUUUUAGUUACUUGGGAUGUCAAAAACUUGGCUUCACCUUUGUUUGGGUGUAAAUAGUGAUCAUAUGGUGUUUACAGUUACAAACACCUGUUGUACUUAGUUCAUCUAUUUUGUAAAGCAAAUCUUGAAAUUAGUGGAGUAGAAAAAAAAGGUUAAAAAAGUUUAGUCUACAUUUUUGUUGAUUUUAGUUGUGAAAAUGACCACCUCUUUAAAAAACUGUGACAUAUUUUUGGAAUGGUUAGAAGUAAAGGAUCAAAGUAUGUCAUAUGUUCUGGCAAAACUUAAAGAAUUUAUUGAGGAUCGAAUUGGAAGGAAAAUGACGGGCGAAGAACACAUAAAGGUUAAAAAUAUUUGCUACAAAUUGUCUUCUACGUGGAAAAAAUACUAUCGAAAGAGGGAUAAAGUAGAAAUGGUCUUAAAAGAUUGGUUUCUUAUGGAUACGUUUAAAUUUGAUUCGGAACCUGAUAAGUCUACAUCAAGAGGUCGACCACGCAUUAACUUUGAGGAAAGUUCAUGUAGAACAAAAAGGCGACGUGUAGGUGAACUUGUUGCAUCUACUUCGGCGGACAUCAUAACAACAGCUGCAAAAAGAUUUUCGAAUGUAAAGGAAACGGACAUUAUUUCAGUGGAAAAAGCAUUGGCGCUCUACGUGGAUAUGGAUUUAUCAGUUAGACAGUAUAACAUGAUGAGAAAUGCUGUAAAUGCUAUACAUAAAAAUUGUUUCCCAUCGUAUUAUGCUAUAGCAGAAGCUAAGAAAAAAUUGAUUCCAGAAAAUAUAGAAGUGACGGAAACAUCAAUGAAUGUACCUCUACAAACACUUUUGGAUAAUACCGCGAAGAGCAUUCUAACUAAACUACAAAUUUGUCCGAAAAAUAAUAUAACUUUAGAAUGUAAAUGGGGAUUUGAUGGCAGCAGUGGUCAUAGCCUCUAUAAACAAAAAUUUCGAAACGAAGACGCAACAGAUGAAUUUAUGUUCGUUUCUUCAUUUGUGCCCUUGCGUAUUUUAGAUCAUACAAACGAAAAUGUCUUGUGGCAGAACGACAGGCACUCAUCUUCAAGGCUAUGUAGACCUAUUAAAAUACUUUUUACAAAGGAAAAUUCACAGACUAUAAAUGAAGUCAAAGAAAACAUAGAGAAAGAAAUAGCAGAUUUGGAUGCUUGUGUAUACAUUGAUAACAGUUAUGAAAUUAUGAUUUCUCAUCGCAUGAAACUAACAAUGAUUGACGGAGCUGUAUUAAAUGUAUUGUAUGGCAAUAAAAGUUGUGCAACCUGUGUUUUAUGUGGCGCCAAGCCUUCACAAAUGAAUGAUGAAUCUAUAUACCAAAGAGAAGUCAACGAAGAGUGUUAUAGGAACGUCAAACGCUGCGAUGGACGGUUAUUGUCAUCAUCGCCAUCAUCAGCGAACAGCAGCGACAACGACAAACAGCUGUAUGAUGUUCCAUCAUACAACGAAUGGUUUGAUGCAGCUUUACCCAAAUCUGAAACUACUUUUGGUAAAAUUGGCGUGGGACGCAGCAUAAAUUUGAAAGAGAUUGAUUUAAAGCUGCGCAAUUAA